AUGGCUAGUCCUAGUCUUCUCACCUUUGAUGCUGAGGGUCGAGCGGUUGACUUUGAUGUCUGGCUAGAUGAUCUGCAGCUUUUCCUUCAGUGCGAUAGCAAGGAUGGUCUCUCCCUGUUUGAUCUUACGUCGGGUGCCUCUACUGCCCCUGCUGCUGAUGCUGACAGUACCGUUCGCUCGCAGUGGCUCACGCGCGAUGCUGCUGCCCGCCUUGCUGUGCGUAGUCACCUACCGUCUACUGAGCGCGCGCACUUUAGUCAGUACAAGAGUGCUAAGACUCUGUACGACGCAGUAGUUGCACGCUACUCCUCCCCUGCCACUGCUGCGCUUAGUCGCCUCAUGCUACCGUACCUGUUACCUGACCUCGCUGCUUUUGCCACAGUCACUGACCUCAUUACGCACCUCCGCACUAGUGACACUCGCUACCGCGCUGCGCUUCCUGCUAAGUUCUGCGCCCAGCACCCCCCCCCCAUGUACAUCACCCUCUACUAUCUAGUCACUCGACUCCCUGACACUCUCCGCUCGGUCAGGGACCACUUCCUCUCUCUUUGCCCUACCACCCUCACUGUCGACCUCCUCGAGGAGCGCCUCCUUGCAGCAGAGACUAGUAUUACCGCUGUAGGCGCCUCUUGUGGUGACCCCCGUACCCCUUUCUUUGAGGGGUGCUCCCCUGUUCCUCUUUUGCCCUCUGUUGCCUCUGCUGCUGCUGUCGACCUUGUUGGCACUGAGCCGGUCAGCGCUGCGUCUGCUCCUAGUGAGAGGCGCCGCAUCAGCAAGGGCAAGCGGGGCAAGGGAGCUGGAGGAGGUGGUGGGGGCGGCGGUAGUGGCGGUGGAGGCGGAGGAGGGGGUGGGGGUGGGGGUGGUGGCAGAGGUGGGGGCUUCGGUGGCGGCAGUGGAGGUGGAGGCGGCAGUGGCGGUGGCGGGAGGGGUGGAGGAGGCGGAGGCGGCGGCGGCAGAGGUGGAGCUGGCAGAGGCGGAGCUGUGCAGCGGGGACCUCAGCAGCAGCAGCGCUCUCGUGAGACCCCUUCGCCCCAGCAGCUUCGUGAGUGGUACACGGGGCGCCAGGGGUCUGGAGGUGCUGGUCCCUGUACUUACGUCCUGCGCACCGGCGACCGCACUGGAGAGCAGUGUGGCGACCUGCACGCCACCCAGCGCUGCUUCGGUCGCCUGACGGACGCCUGGUGUGCCCAGUUCCCGGACGCCACUGAGAUCCCUCGUUGGAGUGAUCUGCUCAGGUCGGGGGUAGCUAUCUUUGAUCUUGACUUUGAUGCUAUUCUUGCUGCCAUGUAUGCUGUGUCUAUUAGUGCUGAGGGUGACUGUUACGUGUGUGUUCCGCCUGACCUUGGUAUUGAGGCUGCUGCUCUAGGUGCUCGUGAGUCUGCUGCUCCAGGUACUCGUGAGUCUGCUACUCUAGGUGCUGGUGAGGCUGCUCUCUCAGGUACCGCGUCGGCUCAGGUCUUUCACACCUUCACCCUCGACUCGGGUGCUUCCCGCUCCUUCUUUCGAGACCGCACCACCCUUACGCCGCUCAGUCGGCCGGUUGCGGUCUCCCUGGCGGACCCCUCUGAGGGUCCUGUCCUUGCUCGCUACUCCACUGUCCUCCCGUGUCCGGCGGCCCCGUCCGGCUCCCUGUCUGGUCUCUACCUCCCCUCGUUCUCCACGAACUUGGUGAGUGGUGCUGACCUUCAGGAUGCCGGAGUUGACCAGUUCACACCUGCAGGUCAGCGAGUGACCCACUGCACGUGUGCUCAGACGGGCCGCCACUUGGCCACGUUUACCCGUCGACCGGGGUCGAGCCUGUACACACUGACCACAGAGUCUCCUCCGGUUGCUGCGUCUGGUCAGGUAGCUGCGUCGAGUCAGGUGUUUGCUGCAGCGUCUUGGUCAGGUCCUGAGUCUGCCCCCUGCUCGUGUCGCCUCCUGUCCCACCAGACCCUCCUCUGGCACCACCGACUUGGUCACCCCUCCUUGCCUCGUCUCCGAGGCAUGGCCUCCCGUGUCCUUGUCUCUGGUCUCCCCCGGUCCCUCCCUCCCCUUCCCCCGGGGCCUGCCCCUACCUGCGUUCCCUGCGUCGAGGGGCGGCAGCGCGCCGCUCCUCACUCCUCCGAGUUUCCCCCCACAGAGGCUCCGCUGCAGACUCUUCACAUAGACGUGUGGGGCCCAGCCCGCGUCCGUGGACAGGGUCACGAGCGUUACUUCCAGCUGGUGGUUGACGACUACUCGCGUUACACCACUGUCUUCCCCUUGCGCAGCAAGGGUGAGGUCGCAGAGGUGUUGAUCGACUGGAUCCGCGUUGCUCGUCUCCAGCUCAGAGAGCGUUUCGGCUCGGACUUUCCUGUCCUGCGUCUGCACUCCGACAGAGGCGGAGAGUUUUCCUCCGACCUUCUGCGAGCCUUCUGUCGUGCGGAGGGCAUCCGCCAGACGUUCACGCUUCCGGCCUCUCCACAGCAAAAUGGGAUUGCUGAGCGCCGCAUUGGCAUGGUCAUGGAUGUCGCUCGUACGUCCAUGAUCCAUGCGGCUGCUCCCCAUUUUCUGUGGCCGUUCGCGGUUCAGUACGCGGCGCAUCAGAUCAACCUUCAGCCCCGGGUCUCCCUGCCAGAGACCUCCCCUACUCUGCGGUGGACGGGGAAGGUUGGUUUUGCGUCUGCGUUCCGUGUCUGGGGAUCUCGAGCUUUCGUUCGAGACUUGUCUGCGGACAAGCUGUCCUCCCGUGCUGACGUCACGUUUGACGAGUCGGUUCCGUACUACCAUCUCUUCCCCUACCGCACUGCCCCCCUCCCCCCCCCGCCGCUCUUCCUCGUGCCCGGUCCCCCCCCGGUAGACCCCCUCCCCCCUCAGGGUCCUGCCCCCUCAGGUGUGUCCCAGGUAGAUGCAGUCGAGCCUGUCGAGGUAGCUGCUGACUCUGGUGCGUCUGGGGGUGCUGAGCCUGAGCGUGCUGAGCCUGGGGGUGCUGCGUCUGGGGGUGCUGAGCCUGAGCCCUGA
This is a messenger RNA of Closterium sp. Naga37s-1, 2982 nucleotides long. Lineage: Eukaryota; Viridiplantae; Streptophyta; Zygnematophyceae; Desmidiales; Closteriaceae. The record is from the annotation of a GenBank genome assembly.